Molecule: messenger RNA, 1872 nt
Organism: Sporothrix schenckii 1099-18
Lineage: Eukaryota; Fungi; Ascomycota; Sordariomycetes; Ophiostomatales; Ophiostomataceae
Product: lysyl-tRNA synthetase, class II
Exons: 8
Coding region: 1-1872 (623 amino acids)
Biological process (GO): lysyl-tRNA aminoacylation
Cellular component (GO): cytosol; cytoplasm
Molecular function (GO): tRNA binding; ATP binding; lysine-tRNA ligase activity
Source: RefSeq, a predicted model, not a curated record
AUGGCCGACUCAAAGACUCUCGCGCAGGCUGCUGCACCUGCUCCCGUCGCCGAAACGCCCUCCACUCAAGCCGCUGAAGGUCCGGAUCUUCACCUCGACGAUGUAACCGGAGAGCGUGUUUCCAAGACCGAGCUCAAGCGCAGGCAGAAGCAACGCCAGAGGGAUGAGAAGAAGCAGCAAAAAGCCGCCGAAGUUGCGGCUACGGCUCCUAAGAAGACUGUCGGUCCUGUGCCCGUUGUCGAGAAGGACCUCGACCCUCGCGAGUACUACAAAAUCCGCUGCCGGCAAAUCGAAGGACUUCUCAAGACGAAUGACCCGAACCCGUACCCGCACAAGUUCCUCGUGGAUUACGACGCACACAACUUUGCCAACGAGUACAGCCAUCUCAAGUCGGGUGAAGUUGAUAAGUCGCGUGAAAUUCGUCUAGCCGGCCGCAUAUUCACAACGCGCCGUGCAGGCAACAAGCUGAUCUUUUAUGAUAUUCGCACCGGUGCCGACACCAAGACAGUUGGAACACGGAUCCAGGUUAUGUGCCAGGCACAGUACGUCAAGGAGGGCGGCGUUCCCUUUGACAAGCAACACGUCAACUUGGCUCGCGGCGAUGUUAUUGGCAUUGUCGGCUGGCCUGGUCGAACCUCCCCCAAGAGCCGCCUCGACAAGGGCGAGGAGGGCGAGUUGUCCGUUUUUGCCUCCGAGGUAGUGCUCCUGUCGCCUUCUUUGCACAUGCUUCCCACCGAAUACUAUGGUUUCAAGGAUUAUGAGCAACGUUUCCGGUCUCGCUACCUGGACCUACUGUUCAACGACUCAUCGCGCCAAAUUCUCUGGACGCGCAGCAAGAUGAUCAAGUACAUCCGUGACUUUUUUGACUCACGCGAGUUCAUCGAGGUGGAAACUCCAACACUUGCCAGUAUCGCAGGUGGUGCUACUGCACUUCCUUUUACUACGCACCACAACUCGCUGAACCGUGAACUGUUUAUGCGUGUUGCACCAGAGCUGUACCUCAAGAUGCUCAUUGUCGGCGGCUUCAACAAGGUCUUUGAGCUUGGCAAGAACUUCAGGAAUGAGGGAGUUGACUUGACCCACAAUCCAGAGUUUACCAGCGUUGAGUUCUAUGCUGCUUACUUUGAUGUCUACGAUGUGAUGGCCAUUACGGAAGAGCUUGUGUCUGGCCUCGUGAAACACCUGACUGGCUCAUUCAUUACCAAGUUUGUCACACAGCAUGGCGAGGAAUACGAGGUCAACUGGGAGGCACCAUGGAAGCGUAUUGACAUGAUUCCCGAGCUUGAGCGCAUUACUGGCAAGACGUUCCCGCCUGGUGACGAGCUUCACACGGACGGGACCAACCAGUUCCUCAAGGACCUUCUCAAGGAGAAGAACUUGGAAUGCCCACCGCCUCUGACCAACGCUCGUAUGCUCGACACUCUCUGCGGUGAAUAUCUCGAGACCCAGUGCAUUUCUCCGGGCUUUAUCUUGAACCACCCCCAGAUGAUGUCCCCCUUGGCCAAGUACCAUAGAGACCGUAAGGGUCUGUGUGAGCGUUUCGAGGCAUUUGUUUGCAGGAAGGAAAUUGCCAACGCCUACACUGAGCGCAUGCGUUUCGAAGAGCAGGCUCGCCAGAAGGCGCAGGGCGAUGAUGAGGCCCAGCUUGUGGAUGAGAAUUUCUUGCGCUCCCUGGAGUAUGGUCUGCCUCCGACCGGUGGCUGGGGUCUUGGUAUUGACCGUCUUGCCAUGUUCAUGACAAACAACUACGCUAUCCGGGAGGUAAUCUCGUUCCCGAUGCUCAAGGAGGAUAAGGUUGUGUCGACGGAGAAGUUUGCCGCCGAGGAGGUCAAUGUGCAUCCCAUGCCCGAGGAAGGCAUUGCUCACAAGUAG